Molecule: messenger RNA, 5075 nt
Organism: Candoia aspera
Lineage: Eukaryota; Metazoa; Chordata; Lepidosauria; Squamata; Candoiidae
Gene: SLC35E1
Product: solute carrier family 35 member E1
Exons: 6
Coding region: 67-1290 (407 amino acids)
Cellular component (GO): Golgi apparatus
Molecular function (GO): antiporter activity
Source: RefSeq, a predicted model, not a curated record
GGAAAGGCAAAGUGGCUACGGCCGGGCUGCAGAGGCACCGGUGCAGCUCUUCUCCCCGCCCUGAGGAUGGUGUCGCCGCCGCCGCCGCCGCCUGGCCUCCUCCUUCCCCCUCCCGCUCCCUCUUCGCCCGCCAGCCCCUCCGGCACGUCCCCCCGCGGGUCAUCGGGGCUGUUUCGCGUGCCUGCGCUCUGCCUGGCGUGGUACGCGUUGAGCGCUGGCGGGAAUGUGGUGAAUAAGGUGCUGCUGGGCACAUUUCCGCGGCCCGUGACAGUCUCGCUCUGCCACGUGCUGGGCCUGGUGGCGCUCCUGCCCCCCUUGUUACGGGCCUGGCGCGUGCCCGCCGCUAGCCCAGCCCAGCUGCCGCCUCGCGCGUACCCGCGUCUCAUCCUCCCGCUCGCCUUUGGCAAAUACUUAGCCUCCGUCUCAGCCCACGUCUCCCUUUGGCGCGUCCCAGUCUCCUACGCUCACACUGUUAAAGCAACAAUGCCUAUCUGGGUUGUUCUGCUGUCAAGAAUCAUCAUGAAGGAAAAGCAGACAACCAAGGUGUAUUUAUCCCUGAUCCCUAUUAUUGGUGGAGUCCUGCUGGCCACAGUUACAGAACUCUCAUUUGACACUUGGGGACUUAUCAGUGCCCUGGCUGCAACUCUCUGCUUCUCACUUCAGAAUAUUUUCUCUAAGAAGGUUUUAAGAGACUCACGAAUACACCAUCUCCGGCUGUUGAACAUCCUUGGAUGCCAUGCUGUGUUUUUCAUGAUCCCAACAUGGGUGCUGGUUGAUUUGUCCUCAUUCCUUGUAGAAAAUGACUUGAGUUCAAUGGCUCAUUGGCCGUGGACCAUCCUCCUCUUGGCCAUCAGUGGCUUCUGCAACUUUGCCCAGAAUGUCAUCGCCUUCAGCAUCCUGAACCUUAUCAGCCCUCUGAGUUACUCUGUUGCAAAUGCCACAAAAAGGAUCACUGUCAUUAGUGUCUCCCUGAUCAUGCUUCGCAACCCUGUCACCACCACCAAUGUUCUGGGCAUGAUGACUGCUAUCCUGGGAGUGUUUUUGUACAACAAGACCAAGUAUGAUGCAAACCAGGAAGCAAAGAAACAGCUCCUUCCCAUCACGACGGGAGAUCUAGCGAACCUGGACCGGCACUGGAGUACCCCUGAAAAGUCUCAGAAUGGACUUGCCUCCUUUGCACAGCAUGGAGAUUUCCCGUACGGUAGCAGAGGCAAUGUUCUCGUAGACCACUUCCAGUAUUCCCGGCAGAACUAUCCGGCAUUGUAUAGCUCCAGCCGCUAUGAUAUUUAGCGAGGGCUUAUUCAUGGCUCGACGAUGUGAACUGUUCGUGUGGAAUUCUCCCCCUCCACUUGUGUGACUGUUUAGUCUCGAGGAGCAGCUGGGGUCUGUGUGUAUGUCCCAUGGAGGGGAAAAUACUCUAGAAGAGGGAACUGCAUGCCAAGCAAUACUUGCUAGUGGAAGGAACCACUGGGGUGGGUUUCAUCAGGUAAAAUUCGGCCAUCCAAGAGCCCCAAUCUGUAGUCCGAGUCUCUGUGAUUACCAGAUGCCCCUGAACUCGUCGGUUGCCCACAGUAGCCCAAAUGUGGCCAGUAUUCCCUCUUUCACUCCUGCUUUUAGAUCUUUCUGAGUUGCAUUCUGCCUUACUUUCCCAUUAAUCUACAGUUGUUUUCGAAAUGUAACAAAAGCAACUCUUUUUCUCGGUCCCUCUUUUUUGUGGAAAUGAGGAGAAGGUUUGUCGUGUUCUGUAAUGAGAGUAGCUUAGCUGCUCUUCUGCUGCCUUGGGUUGCAGCCUUGCAAGGGGGGUUGCCAAAAACAAAAAAGCGUUUCUUUCUGUUGGGUGUGGGUUUUUUUCCCCAGAUGUUGGAGGAUGAAUGAACUUGUUCUAAAAAAUAAUCAUGUAAUAGCGGGACUUUGCUGCGGUCACUGUGUGGCAAAUAUGGAUUUGAAAUCCUCCCUUUCCCACUCCUGUUUUAAUCAUGAAGUCUCAAAAUCUUUUCUUUUCAUUUUUUCCCCCCACAUACAAGAAGGUGAAGCAGAGAGAUCCACUUGGAACACUGUUUGCUCCAUAUGGCAAGGCCUUUCUGAGGGCUCUCCUAUUUUAUAAGGAUCAUUAAAAAAUACCACUAUGGUCUAUCCUAAUGUCAAAUUUGGGCCUAAUUCAUGUAAGUUGUGCUUAAUUGUUUAUGUUGCCUCUUUGUACUACAUCUUCAUACUUUCUCUCCUGCUGUAGCUGACGUUUCCUUUUUGCCUCCUAAGAUGUCUUCUCCUGGGUACUGAAACUGGAGCAACUUGCUCUUUCUCUUGCACUAUUAGUAGCUGAAACCUUCAGCAAAAAUCUGAGAAGUGUCCACUCUGCUCUUGUGAGUUUGUAAUCAUGCUAUUUGGAAAGAAGGUUUGCAUUCUGUAAUAAGGCCCCUCAGGAGGGCUGCCAUGUGGGGAGGUUGCAGGGGCUGGUAAGGGAGAGUUACUCUGGCCCUGAUCAGUUCCCAAAGCAUUUCACAAGGUCUGAGAUGACCACCAAGGGAGCACUAUCUUGCUUCUUUGCAAGCUAUUUAGGCCUCAUCUCUCCUGCCUUCUUUCUAGAGCAGAAAGACUGGGAAUGUCUCUGUACAUCCCUAGUUUUCAUAAUACUAAAGCAUUGAAAACAGAUGGGAAAUAGAAGAAAGUGGGCGAGAGCUUUUUUUUUUUUAAGGUGUGUGCUGUAGAAGAACAAAACAAUGAGACUUGGACUUCCAUGAGCAUGCCUGGCCAUUCAAUCAAAACACAAUGAGAAUUACUCCUAUGUGGUUUGGGCAAGAGACCAGGGUCAAGAUGGGGGAAGAUGGAUUUAUAGAACAAAAAUAGCAGAAAUAAUUCGCUUUUGAGAAGGACAUGGGAUCCCAAAAUUUAAAAGUCGAGGUAAUUCCUUAUGUGAGCUGCCUUCUGCACCAAAAGUGUAUUUGUCUGAAGAGAGUGAAUAUACUUUCUUUUGGGGUUUUUUUAAUAUAUAAAUGUAUGAGAAAAGAAAAGCAUAAAUAAAGAUUGAGAUCUCACCAGGUUUAGGGCCAGCGAAGAGCAGCUUCCCAUGUUAUGGUAGCUCAGUUGGGAGCACAAAGUGCCAAUUGUCUGGUCUAUUUGCUUUCUUUUAAUAUCCAUUAAACAUUCCAGUCUAAUUGCUGGUGUAACAAUGCAAAGCUGAUAGCAUUUUGAUUUUUAAGAGGCUUGUUGAGGCAUAAGCAGUUCAGUGAACUAGGAAUGUCCGGAGUUCAGUAUAAAAUGGUAAGAGCCAGUAAGUUGUAGCAUGUUGUCACAUGUCUUCCCUUUGUACCCUUUCACAUGUCAGACUGGACAGAGAUUCGAUUUCUCCCCCUUCUCCCUAGAUUCUCCAAAUCUGGUUAUCUGGUAACAGUUGGAGACAUUAGGAACAAUUGGAGACUUUGGGAACCUUGUUUUAGCAGCAGGGUGCUGAUUGUAACUGAUGCAGCUACAAUGAACUAUUUCAGUAUUUGGCGGUUCGAACCCAACUAGAGCCAAGGGAAGGGAGGAGGAGGAGGUAUGACUUUGCCCUACAUGUGACAAGAGCACAAACAUUAAGCUCUCAGAAAAGGUUUCCAAGUAAUUUCACAAUUCAGAAAAAACAGGGCCAAUAUUUGGGGUAUUGCAUCUACUCUGGGCCUGUUUGUCAUACUAAUUUUGGGUGUCCCAUCUAUUCCCAUACUUACAUACUUUGUCCUGGGAGGGGGUGACUGGUGGGAUAACUGUGCAUGUAUGUAUGUUGAGGGGGGCGCACGCGCACUUGUGUAUAUGUAGUUGGAAAUCCUAAUGUGUACUUGGCUUUAAGUGUGUUGUAAAAUUUCUGUAAUUCCCCCAAAGCAAAACGAUCAACUAGAACAGCUAGCUAGCUUUUUAAAAGUUGUAAAAAUUGGCUUUUAGGUCUAAGCUUCAACAAGCAACUUAUUUUUGUAAAUUAGUAAAAUUUUGUCUCUCACUAAAAGGGCCAGGCUUUUUUCUGGUGCUUGGAAAAUUCAUGCUAAGGACAAUUUACAUAUCAUGUCCUUGCCUUUUUUUUUUUUUUUAAAUGUGCAUCCCUGGAUAGCCAAGUGAAGGCUAUGGAUGAUGGCUUCUGAUGAUUUGUAAACACCAAAGCAUGCUAGAAAGUACCGGUGAGCAGGGUAUGCCAUGCUCCCUCAAUCUGGUGUCUUCCAAAUUUGUUAGGUGUUACUUCAUGUAAUCCCAGCCAAUAUGGCCAAAUCCCAAUGCUAACUAGAAAUUAUGAGAAUCGAAAGCAAAUAGAUUGGAGAAAGCUGGGGUGUAUGUUGCAGAGUUCAAGAAUAUUUGAUUUUAGUAAAGGACAAAUUCCAUAAAACUUUUGAAGACUCUUCCUUUCCAACUACCUUUAGAACCGUAAUGCAGAGUUAGUAGGAGCAUGAGGAGCAAGAAAAGGAGUAGAGCAGAGUCAUGUUAACUCUUGGGCAUGCCCUUGAAUAUCUUGCUGGAGUAUCUUUUUGUUGAAAUCUUUCCUUUGUAUGAAUGAACACCAAUGUUAGGUCGAAGCUGCACAUAAGGCAGCAUGGCAAGUUGAUUGCUGCUCUCUAUGUCUUUUAGAACAUUUCUUUUCUAAGCCUCCCCUGCUGUGGGAGGAACCUUUUCAAAAGGUUAGUCAUUUGUGAAUUGGGGCAGCUUGGAAAGGGCACAUCCUUCGGCCACCUGAGCCAACUCCGGCUUUUGAGUCCGAGUAACUUGGAAGUCUGUCCUUUUCAAACUGGCAAGAUGGACCUGCUUCCAAAUAAAUGUUUAGGAUUGUGUAAGUCAGUCAGUUGCCUCUCAGAGGGGCAGUCUCGAUUUGUAAAUAGCAUUGACAAUGUCUGAAAAAGGAAUAUUUAAUCGAGUUGAUAGGUGUGGAUGUAUAUAUUAUAAAUAAAUGCAGUCACUCCUGUCCUAAGUAAGGUGAACUUUUUUCAGGUUUUAUUUGUAGUGUACAGGAACCAUGAUUUUUUUAGUCUGCACAUUUAAAAAUUGGAUAAAACAAAGUGUGUUGUAAUUAUGCUUUUUAAAUAUUGAAUAUGUAAAUAAAGCUGAAUUCUGCAGAGUUGAAA